Messenger RNA from Phaeoacremonium minimum UCRPA7, 2685 nucleotides. RefSeq names its product putative glycogen phosphorylase protein. Gene Ontology annotation, molecular function: pyridoxal phosphate binding; glycogen phosphorylase activity. Gene Ontology annotation, cellular component: cytoplasm. Gene Ontology annotation, biological process: glycogen catabolic process. The transcript is spliced from 7 exons. The record is from RefSeq and is a predicted model, not a curated record. Lineage: Eukaryota; Fungi; Ascomycota; Sordariomycetes; Togniniales; Togniniaceae. The coding region runs from base 1 to 2685 and encodes 894 amino acids.
AUGGCGUCCAAGCAGCCCCAGACACUCCCAACGCGGGAGCGUCGGCCAUCGGUGGGCGCCCCCAUUGUGGACAUCCAGGGCUCUGUUGGCCCCGCGGGCAUCUCUCGACCCAAGCACAAGAGAACCUUCACUGGCUUCGGCGCCGGCGAGAUCAAGAGCGUUGAGGCUUCCAUCCCCGAGCCUCAGCGAGAGGCAUGGACCAAGCACCAGGUCAGCGGCUUCAAGGACAAGGAUGACUUCGAGCGCGAGGUCGUCCGCCAUGUCGAGACCACCCUCGCCCGCAGCAUGUUCAACUGCGACGAGACGGCCGCAUACGCCGCUACCAGUCUGGCCUUCCGCGAUCGCCUCAUCCUCCAGUGGAACAGGACGCAGCAGCGCCAGACGUUUGCCGACAGCAAGCGCGUGUACUACCUAAGCUUGGAGUUCUUGAUGGGCCGAGCUCUAGACAAUGCCAUGCUGAACGUGGGCAAAAAGGACAUUGCAACCGCUGGUCUGACCGACCUCGGUUUCCGCAUUGAGGAUGUUAUUCAACAGGAGCACGAUGCUGCCCUUGGAAACGGUGGUCUGGGUCGUCUCGCUGCUUGCUUCCUCGACAGUAUGGCUACUCUGAACUUCCCCGCCUGGGGCUAUGGGUUGCGUUACCGGUAUGGUAUCUUCAAGCAGGAGAUUAUCGACGGGUACCAAGUCGAGGUGCCCGACUACUGGCUGGACUUCAACCCCUGGGAGUUCCCUCGUCACGACGUCACAGUCGAUAUCCAAUUCUAUGGCUAUGUACACAAGUCUCAGGACGCAUCCGGAAAGACCGUCGCUCACUGGGAGGGCGGCGAGACUGUCAAAGCUGUAGCCUACGAUGUCCCCAUUCCUGGGUACGCAACGGCAUCCACAAACAACUUGAGAUUGUGGUCCAGCAAGGCUGCCAGCGGAGAAUUCGACUUCCAGAAGUUCAACUCCGGAGAGUACGAGAGCUCUGUGGCAGACCAGCAGCGUGCCGAGACGAUCAGCGCCGUCCUGUAUCCCAAUGACAACUUGGAUCGUGGAAAGGAGCUCCGUCUCAAGCAGCAAUACUUCUGGGUAGCUGCCUCCCUCUACGACAUUGUCCGUCGUUUCAAGAAGUCCAAGCGCGCCUGGAGGGAAUUCCCUGAUCAGGUUGCCAUUCAGCUCAACGAUACUCACCCGACUCUAGCUAUUGUCGAGUUGCAGCGUAUCCUUGUGGACCUGGAGGGCCUUGAGUGGGAUGAGGCUUGGGGCAUUGUGACCGAGACCUUCGGCUACACCAACCACACUGUCCUCCCUGAGGCUCUUGAGAGGUGGCCUGUUGGUCUCAUCCAGCACCUGCUUCCCCGCCAUCUUCAGAUCAUCUACGACAUCAACCUCUUCUUCCUACAGACUGUCGAGCAUGCUCAUCCCAAUGACAGAGAUCUGCUAAGACGUGUGUCGAUUAUUGAGGAAGGACCCCAAAAGAUGGUGCGCAUGGCGUAUCUUGCCAUUGUUGGUUCUCACAAGGUCAAUGGUGUCGCAGAGCUUCACUCCGACCUUAUCAAGACUACCAUCUUCAAGGAUUUUGUCGAGAUUUUCGGACCUGACAAGUUCACAAACGUGACCAACGGCAUCACUCCCCGUCGCUGGCUUCACCAGGCCAACCCUCGCCUGUCUGAGCUGAUCGCCAGCAAGACCGGAAGCUACAACUUCUUGAGUGAUUUGACAGAGCUCAACAAGGUGGAGCUGUAUGUCAACGACAAGGACUUCCGAAAGGAGUGGGCCGAGAUCAAGUACGCCAACAAGGUUCGACUUGCCAAGCACAUCAAGGCCAGCACUGGCGUUACCGUCAACCCCUCUGCGCUUUUCGAUGUCCAGGUCAAGCGUAUACACGAGUACAAGCGUCAACAGCUGAACAUCUUCGGCACAAUCCACAGAUAUCUCACCCUCAAGGCCCUGUCGCCUGAAGAGAGGAAGAAGGUCCUCCCUCGCGUCUCCAUCUUCGGUGGAAAGGCAGCUCCUGGCUACUGGAUGGCCAAGCAAAUUAUUCACUUGAUCAACAAUGUUGGAGCUGUGGUCAAUAAGGAUCCGGAGAUCGGUGAUUUGCUCAAAGUCGUCUUCUUGGAGGACUACAAUGUCAGCAAGGCCGAGAUCAUCAUCCCUGCCUCUGACCUGAGUGAACAUAUUUCUACUGCGGGCACAGAGGCUUCCGGUACCAGCAACAUGAAGUUUGUGCUCAACGGAGGUCUGAUCAUCGGGACUUGCGAUGGUGCCAACAUCGAAAUCACUCGUGAGGUUGGCGAGAACAACAUUUUCCUUUUCGGCAACCUCGCUGAGGACGUUGAGGAUCUCCGCCACGCACACACGUACGGCUCUCACACGGUCGACCCCGACCUGCAGAAGGUGUUCGACGCAAUCCAGAGUGGCACGUUCGGUGAGCCUAACGAUUUCUCCGGCAUGAUCUCUGCGGUGCGCGACCAUGGUGACUACUACCUGGUGUCCGACGACUUCCACAGCUACAUCGAGACGCACCACCUGGUAGACGAGUCGUACAAGAACCAGGAGGAGUGGAUCACAAAGAGCAUCACCAGCGUGGCGCGCAUGGGCUUCUUCAGCAGCGACCGCUGCAUCAACGAGUACGCGGAGGGCAUCUGGAACAUUGAGCCGCUGGUGGCGGAGAAGGACGGCCUGCAGAAGGGAGAGCUCUAG